This is a messenger RNA of Eurytemora carolleeae, 2184 nucleotides long. It is a transcript of the gene Men-b, whose product is annotated as NADP-dependent malic enzyme. Bases 61 to 1950 code for a protein of 629 amino acids. Gene Ontology annotation, molecular function: malate dehydrogenase (decarboxylating) (NAD+) activity; malate dehydrogenase (decarboxylating) (NADP+) activity; NAD binding. The transcript has 23 exons. NCBI's taxonomy places the organism in Eukaryota, Metazoa, Arthropoda, Copepoda, Calanoida, Temoridae. Gene Ontology annotation, cellular component: mitochondrion. Gene Ontology annotation, biological process: pyruvate metabolic process; malate metabolic process. The record is from RefSeq and is a predicted model, not a curated record.
UAGUAAACCAGCUUAAACACGGAACGAACAAACAAUCCUACGGGAUGUAAAUCUUACAAUAUGUUAGGAUUUAAACAGUUUGCCGUCUUAGUCGUGAUAAAUUCUUUGUCAACCAUAGUUACAGUGAUUUUUGUUACUAAAUACUGUGAGAGAAAUUCAGGUCUUGGCUCCACGAGUUCUGUAUAUUCAAACAAUUUAGAGAACAAAGGAUCCAGAUCAACGAUGUUUUCUCCUUCAAGACGUGGAAAGAGUGGUGGCUCUGUUAGUGAUGUUGUGCCAAACCAGGUUGCUGGAGUUGAUUAUCUACGGGAUCCUCAUCUUUUCAAAGGAAUGGCUUUUACCCUCGAGGAGAGACAAACUCUGGGUAUUCAUGGACUUCUACCUCCCAGGAUAAAGAAUAUGGAUGAGCAGGCGGAUAACAGUCUGCGUAACAUGAGAAGGUUCCAGGACCCCUUGAACCAGUACAUGUACCUGGUGGACUUGCUGGAGAGGAAUGAGAGAUUGUUCUACAAGCUUCUUAGUGAGAAUAUUGAGGAGUUGAUGCCAGUAGUGUAUACUCCUACAGUUGGUCUAGCCUGCCAGAAAUUUGGUCUGGCCUUCAAGCGUCCAAUGGGACUGUUCAUAACAAUCCACGACAAGGGACAUGUCAAGGAUGUUAUCAAGAAUUGGCCUGAGUCUGAUGUCAGAGCAAUUGUGGUUACUGAUGGUGAGAGAAUCCUAGGUUUGGGUGAUCUAGGAGCCCAGGGUAUGGGUAUACCUGUAGGUAAGCUAGCCUUAUAUACUGCACUAGCUGGUAUUCCUCCUCAACAAUGUUUACCAAUAACCCUGGAUGUAGGAACUAACAGACAAGAACUGUUGGAUGAUGUUGAUUAUAUUGGACUUCGCCACAAGAGGGUUACUGGACCUGAAUAUGAUGAAUUCAUUGAUGAGUUUAUGCAGGCCGUCGUUGAGAGGUACGGACAGAACACUCUUAUUCAGUUUGAGGAUUUCGGAAACAGCAAUGCUUUCAGGUUUCUGGAGAAGUACAGGAACUCCUACUGCACCUUUAAUGACGACAUUCAGGGAACUGCAAGUGUUGCUGUAGCUGGUAUACUGGCUGCACUCAAGGCAACCAAUACUAAACUUCAAGAUCAUACUUUUCUCUUCCAGGGAGCUGGAGAGGCUGCUAUUGGAAUUGCCAACCUGAUUGCCAUGGCAAUGGAGAAGAGAGAAGGAGUGCCUAGGGAGGAGGCCCUAAAGAGGAUCUGGUUGAAAGAUUCUCGAGGUCUGAUCGUAAAAGAUCGUCCCGAGGGUGGAAUUUCAUCUCACAAAGCUGAUUUUGCACAUCCUCACAAGACUAUGACUGAUCUGGGAGAUAUUGUGAGGGAAUUAAAACCAACUGUUCUUAUUGGAGCUGCAGCAAUCCCUAAGGUGUUUACUCCUGAGAUUAUCCGUGAUAUGGCAACCUUUAACAAAGCACCAAUCAUCUUUGCUCUCUCCAAUCCUACAUCUAAGGCAGAAUGCACUGCUGAAGAGGCAUACGCCAACUCAGAUGGUCGUGCCGUGUUUGCCUCUGGAUCCCCCUUCCCUGUUUAUGAAGGAUUUGGGAAGAGGUAUGAGCCCGGACAAGGGAAUAACGCGUAUAUAUUCCCUGGAGCUGGUCUUGGUGUUCUAGCCACAGGGAUAUAUCAUAUCUCAGAUUCAGUAUUCCUCUCAGCUGCUGAAGCUCUGGCGGAGAUGGUUGAAGAAUCUGAUAUUGAGGUUGGACGUCUCUACCCUCCUCUCAGCAAAAUCAGAGAAAUCAGUUUGCGUAUUGCCACGAGGAUCGCCGAAGAAGCGUACGCAGAGGGAACUGCAUCGACAUACCCUGAACCCAAGGAUAAGGCUGAGUACAUAAAACAGACCCUGUACAACUACAACUAUGAUGAUGCUAGAGCUCUACCUACCCUCUACUCCUGGCCGGACCAUUAGAAAUUUGUAUCAAAUUAGUGAUUUAUAGUAUUGAAAAAUUUUAAGUAUUACAUAAGAUAGUUUUAUAAUUAAUUAAUAUAUAUAUUAUAUAUGUAUAUUUUUAUCAAUGGUGGAUUAUAUGUAGAAAUCCGAUAUAGGUUUUUAUCUUCGAACCAUUUACCAGUAAUUUUUGUGAUUUGUUCUUUGGUGAAAAAUUCACAAAUGUUUUUAUUAAAAUAAAUUUCAUUUAGUUUA